Messenger RNA from Williopsis jadinii, 1580 nucleotides. It is a transcript of the gene FAL1, whose product is annotated as ATP-dependent RNA helicase FAL1. Lineage: Eukaryota; Fungi; Ascomycota; Saccharomycetes; Phaffomycetales; Wickerhamomycetaceae. The transcript has a single exon. Gene Ontology annotation, molecular function: RNA helicase activity; mRNA binding; ATP binding. The record is from RefSeq and is a predicted model, not a curated record. Gene Ontology annotation, cellular component: nucleolus; catalytic step 2 spliceosome. The coding region runs from base 316 to 1506 and encodes 396 amino acids.
UGAUGUUAUCCCUGAUUUCAUCGCACACUGUACGCUGUUAUAGGGGUUAGGUACUAGUUCAACAGCUAAAGGAAACAAAAAGAGAAAACCAGCCUGCUUACCUUACCGGCACUGUGUCCUCCUGCUAUGAGCACCACCACGGAGUUCUGCUGGUCCAUUCUGCUUCGCUGUGUCGAUGUUGAUGCUGAUGUUGAUGCUGAUGUUGAUGGUGUGGUCGGACAUAAAGGCCUCCACCAGCCAAAAAAAAUUCUCAAGCUCAUCUCAUCGCCACCACAGGUAUCAACACCAUACCACUAGAACCCUCAAAACAGACCAAUGUCGUUCAACAGAGAGCAGGAUGCGGAGCUCAAGUUCAGAAGCUCCAAGGCUGUGCAAGUGGUCUCGUCCUUUGAGGAAAUGGGGCUGAAAGAAGACCUCUUAAGGGGGAUCUUUGCCUACGGGUUCGAAGCACCUUCUGCUAUCCAGUCUCGUGCUAUAAUGCAAAUCAUCUCUGGCCGUGAUACGAUCGCACAGGCCCAGUCCGGUACCGGGAAGACUGCCACAUUCACCAUUGGGAUGCUGGAGGCCCUGGACACGAAGAACAGAGAGCUACAGGCCAUUGUGCUGAGUCCAACCAGGGAGCUGGCCGUGCAGAUCCAAUCUGUGAUUAAAUCCCUGGGAAGCUACAUGAAUAUACAAUGCCACGCGUGUAUUGGUGGUACGAAUGUUGGUAAUGACAUCAAGCAGCUCUCGAAGGGCCAGAACAUUGUUAGUGGUACGCCUGGAAGGGUAUUGGAUAUGAUCAAGAGACGUAAUCUCAACACAAGGCACGUCAAGAUGCUCAUUCUCGACGAGGCAGAUGAGUUGAUGAACAAAGGAUUCCAGCAGCAGAUCUACGACAUAUACAGACAGCUGCCCUCUGGUACGCAGGUUGUUGUCGUCAGCGCAACUCUACCUCGUGAUGUGUUGGAGGUGACGAACAAAUUCACCACUGACCCAGUAAAGAUCCUUGUCAAGAGAGACGAGCUGACGCUGGAGGGAAUCAAGCAGUACUUCAUCGCUGUUGAGAAGGAAGAGUGGAAGUUCGACACACUGUGUGAUCUAUACGACUCUCUGACCAUAAUGCAGAGUGUUAUCUUCUGCAACACGAAGAAGAAAGUCGAUUGGCUAACCGACAAGAUGAAAGGUGCCAACUUCACCGUUGUUGCCAUGCACGGUGAUAUGAAACAGGAUGAGAGAGACUCCAUCAUGAACGACUUCAGAUUGGGUAACUCAAGGGUUUUGAUCUCCACUGACGUUUGGGCUCGUGGCAUUGACGUCCAACAGGUGUCGCUCGUUGUCAACUACGAUCUACCACUAGACCGUGAGAACUAUAUCCAUAGAAUCGGUAGAUCUGGUCGUUUUGGAAGAAGAGGUGUUGCUAUCAACUUCGUCACGGAUGAGGACAUCCAGGCUCUUCAUGAUAUUGAGCAGUACUACAGCACGCAGAUCGACGAGAUGCCUGCGAAUAUCGAAAACAUGGUCUAAUAUGCCUUCAAUCGUUAUUUAUAACUUGUCGUAGUUGCUCGUUUCUCUGCUGGAAUAGCUCAACCAUCUGUUUC